This is a messenger RNA of Trypanosoma cruzi, 247 nucleotides long. RefSeq lists its product as uncharacterized. The transcript has a single exon. Lineage: Eukaryota; Euglenozoa; Kinetoplastea; Trypanosomatida; Trypanosomatidae. The record is from RefSeq and is a predicted model, not a curated record. The annotation marks the transcript as partial.
AUGCGCCGUUCGUUUUGUUUAUUAGGUGUGUGGGGCGUGCUGCAUGAGGAACUAAGCAAGAUCCCCACCAUACUGCGUUUUUAUGCAAAUGCGUCUGUUAAUGCCGCAACGAAAGCCUGCCAGUCGAUGAAAAACGCCUACACAGACGAAAGCCCUGAAAUGUCCGAGAAGCGUAAACGGCAUCGUGAGGCCUAUGAGGAGAUUAUGCGGCAACAACAGCAGCAGGCAAAAGAUGCGUCUGAGGAUG